AUGGCUAAAACAGUGGCCGUCACGCAUGCCGAUCUCGCACCAAGUCGUAAAACCACUGAAUUGGGCAGCAAAACUGGCGUCGCUUUCAUAGUUUUCACCAUAAUUUGUGGCCUCUUUUACUUCGUCCUUUGCCUCGUAGCCGAAGCCACCCGUUCCCAGGAGAAGUGGGUGGAGACCGGAGAUGAUGGGAAAGACGUGAAAUACCAAUGUGUUUACAGUGGAAGCGGCAAGACGCCGUUGUUGUGCUCCGCCAUUGCGUUUGUGGGACUCGCGGCUGUCAUGUUGGUGGAGCAUAUGUACAUGUUGAUAGCGGUGAGUAAAUCGGCGGCGGCGGGUCUGGUUUCAUGGGAUCUUGAUUCUGCUCAUUUCAAGAGUCUCACAUGGCAGGCUGCGUUUUUCUUUGUCACGACUUGGCUUUGCUUUGCGGUGGGGGAGAUUUUAUUGUUGAUUGGGCUGAGCGUGGAAUCGGGACAUUUGAGCAACUGGUCCAGACCAAGAGAUGGUUGUCUCAUCAUUAGAGAAGGCUUGUUUUGUGCGGCUGGUGUGUUGACAUUGCUCACUGUUUUCCUGGCGGCUGGCUUAUACUUAACAGCAUUACAUGCCCAAAAAUUGUUCCAACAACACCACCAAGUUCGUCAACAGGUGCUGGAAACAUCCAUCCUACACGGGUCACCGCCCAGUUCCCCACCAUAUCGGUUGACAACCAUGGCGAGAGAGGACCCGGUGAUCACCGAAUUACCAAAUCGGCCACCGCGGUUCUCAUUUUCAGGGGAUUUUGGAAAGCAAUUUAAUGGCGUUUAGAGCAAAUUGGUGCCUUUCGGCAAAGCUGAAGGCACAAGCUAGAGCUACAUUUGCUUGGAUAUACGGAAAGAAAAAAAUAUUUUUUAUUUUAUUUUUGUAAAUG
Hibiscus syriacus is the source of this 904-nucleotide messenger RNA. RefSeq lists its product as uncharacterized. Bases 1 to 801 code for a protein of 266 amino acids. The transcript is spliced from 3 exons. The record is from RefSeq and is a predicted model, not a curated record. NCBI's taxonomy places the organism in Eukaryota, Viridiplantae, Streptophyta, Magnoliopsida, Malvales, Malvaceae.